AUGAAUAAAACAGAAUUCAUUAUAGUUCCUAAAGUUCAAAAAGUACUUGUCACAAAAGGUUCUUACCAAGUUCACAAAAUAGCAAAUAGUAAUUCCCAUAAACAUAUUUCUGUUGCUCUCACAAUUUUAGCUAGUGGUAAUUAUAUCCCUUCCUUAUUUAGUUAUACAGGCAUUUGUGCAAUUCCUAAUUUGUUAAAUGGUGCUUCAGCUGGUAAGGUUAUGGGAUUUACUGACACAAGAUAUAUGCACAAAAGUCUUUUUCAGAUGUACAUUGAACAUUUCAUUAAAUCUAUUUCUUCUAGUCAGCCCAUUCUUUUAAUACUAGACGAACACAAAAGCUAUGUAAAUUAUAUGAGUGUCAACUUUUGUUAUAAAAAUGGAAUUCUGCUAUAUGCACUCCCAUCUCAUACUACUCAUAUUCUCCAACCAUCCGAACUUCCUUUUGCUACACUCAAAUCCGAAUAUUCUAAAAAAUGUGACAAAUUUCAUAAUGAUACUGGCAAGCUGCUGACUAAGCAUACAUUUGCACAAAUGCUUGGUCUAACAUUCAUUAAGACUUACACUCUUUUAGCAAUUAUUAAUGCUUAUAGAGCUACAGGGACUUGGCCUCUUAACCCUAAUGCCAUAAGCCCAGAUCAUCUUGAUCCAUCUCUUUUAACUGAAUGA
Messenger RNA from Cetraspora pellucida, 666 nucleotides. Lineage: Eukaryota; Fungi; Glomeromycota; Glomeromycetes; Diversisporales; Gigasporaceae. The record is from the annotation of a GenBank genome assembly.